Malus domestica (apple) is the source of this 544-nucleotide messenger RNA. RefSeq names its product small polypeptide DEVIL 4-like. The record is from RefSeq and is a predicted model, not a curated record. Gene Ontology annotation, biological process: negative regulation of cell population proliferation. NCBI's taxonomy places the organism in Eukaryota, Viridiplantae, Streptophyta, Magnoliopsida, Rosales, Rosaceae.
UCCGGUCCUUCUCACUCUAUAAGAACCCCCUUUGGCCUCUGCACUUUCAAACCCAACUCACACAAUCUCUCAAAGCUCAUUACCUGCAGAAGCAACUCACUCGCUCACUCACUGCAGUCAACAGACAGAAAGAAAGAAAACCCUAAUUCUCUGAAAUAUGAAGAUGGGCAGCUCUGGCAGCAUGGCAGGCAGCAAGAGAAGGUUGUCUUCGUCGUCAAGCAAAGGACUCGGAGGGGUCCUGCGAGAGCAAAGAGCCAGGCUUUACAUCAUCAGGAGGUGUGUGGUCAUGCUCCUCUGCUGGCAUGAUUGAAAAUAUGACAUGACGAGAGAGGAGGAUUUUGGUUUUUCUUCCUAAUUUUCCUCCUUUUUCUUGUCGUAUCAAGAUCUUUGAUCUUGUUGGUGGAGUUGUAAAUAGCCAGCGGAUGUUUUUAGGAGAUUUGAAGAAAAUUUUGUAUGGGGUUUAGCCUUGUGGGGCUUAGAUAUAUAUGUACAUCGGAAUAGCCUAAAUAUAUAAACUUUGAUAUUGCAUUGUUCUUCCUCAGAA